UCCUCCUCCUCCUCAUCUAUCACAGCCCUUCGACAUCAGUAAUUCCCAGAACUCGGGAAGCAACUCUUCGGCUCCUGAAAAUUAUUGGGUUUUCAAUUAACUGAACAAAAAUGUUCACUUUUCUAUCAUUACAACCGAACCUCGUACUCUCCCCUUCACCGAACCGGACAGGAACCUCGUACCCUCUCCUUCACCGGACCCAGUUUUCUGGAUUCUCCGACCACAGGCCGUCUCUUCGUGGGUCGCUCCAUGUGACGCGUUCUGGGUUCAUGCCGGGUAUGCUACCCGACCCGGAUGGAGCUGAGGUUGUGAUUAAGGAGUUGUUUGGUAGAGCUGAGAGCAUCCUUUAUACGAUUGCUGAUGCAGCUGUUUCUACGACGGAUACGGUUAAUGCUACCUCCAAACAGAAUACUGAUUGGUUCUCUGGUAUUACCAAUUACAUGGAGAGUGUUCUGAAGGUGUUAAAGGGUGGGCUUUCUACCUUACAUGUCCCGUAUGCUUAUGGGUUUGCUAUAAUUCUGCUCACUGUUCUAGUAAAGGCUGCCACAUUUCCUUUGACCAAGAAACAGGUAGAAUCUGCAAUGGCUAUGCGGUCCUUUCAGCCUCAAGUGAAGGCUAUCCAGCAACGGUAUGCUGGAGAUCAGGAGAAAAUUCAACUUGAAACUGCUCGAUUGUAUAAACUAGCUGGCAUAAAUCCCUUUGCUGGAUGCCUGCCUACACUUGCCACAAUACCUGUAUGGAUUGGUCUAUAUAGAGCCCUAUCAAAUGUAGCUGAUGAGGGGCUUCUCACAGAAGGCUUUUUUUGGAUACCCUCCCUGGCUGGUCCAACCACAAUUGCUUCACGUCAAAGUGGCAGUGGCAUUUCUUGGCUUUUCCCAUUUGUUGAUGGUCAUCCACCACUCGGAUGGUCUGAUACUUCGGCAUACCUAGUCUUGCCAGUGCUGCUGGUUGCCGCACAAUACAUCUCUGUCCAAAUCAUGCAAUCAUCUCAGAGUAAUGAUCCAAGCAUGAAAAAUUCUCAAGCAUUAACGAAGAUCCUUCCUUUGAUGAUUGGUUAUUUUGCUCUUUCAGUUCCCUCUGGUCUAAGCCUCUAUUGGCUCACAAAUAACAUACUGAGCACUGCACAACAAGUAUGGCUUCAGAAAUUAGGGGGCGCAAAGAAUCCUGUGAAGCAGUUAAGUACUGAUAUCAUUGAGCAAGAACAACAGCAGCUUCAGGAGUCUCCGCCUGAAUUAAACUCAACCAAAAGUAUUGCGGGACAAGUAGAGAAGCUGACUUCCGAAGGGCCUCGUCCUGGUGAAAGAUUUAAACAGCUAAAGGAGCAAGAGGCAAGGAGAAGAAAACAAAGAGAGGAAGAGAAGAAACGAGCUGAAGAGGGAGCUAAACCAAGGCAAACAGCAGAUGAGGUGCAAGAGAGAGAAGUCAAUUUACUUGGCAGGGAAAAUGGGGCUGGCGCGGUAGGAUGUACCAUUGUUGAAGAAAAGGGUGAAAAUUUCCAUUCUUUGUCCUCCACCCGAGAUUCCUCCAACGUUGGACCUAUGAAUGGUGAUUUAUCUCGUCAGGACUUGAACGAAGGUCAGACAAAAACUUCCAUGUUGGGGAUGGAAAACAGUGAUAUUGCUGCUAAUCAUGAGUUCAAUAGGACAGAUCAGCCUCAGUCUCAUGACAAUGCAGCAAAGGAAGCAGUUGAAGUACACAUCAGUGUUACCUCUUCAGAAAACAUGCGUUCAGAAGAAGAUACACAGCAAGUUGGAAGUGAGUGAUCCAUGGAAGAGAAUUAUAGUAAUAUGACCACAAUUUGAGAGGCUAAGUUGACUGCUUGAUUCUGUAAGCAUCCCGGCAAAGGUUCAUAAGGGUUAUCAAGGAUUGCCAAUUUGAUUGAACCGAACUUCAUCUCGUGAACCGAGACAUCUCUAUGACUCUAUGGUUCUAGUUACCCAGUAUUUGCCAUGGCACAAAUACUGGAGUCAAUAGCGAUACUGUGAAAGUAGUCCGAUUCAUUGCUGGUUGUCUUCUGUCUGUAUCUCAAUCUUCUCAAUGCUCUGUCUAACAUGUAAAACAGAUAAUAAAGCCGUUUCUUCGCAAGAAUAACUUGUUUCCAUUGUUGUUAAGGCAGCUACAAAUUAUUAUGGUUAAAAGGUGGUGAAAGCUUCUUGGUCCUAGUUACAGAUUUCUGUACAUUUUCAGUUACAUUGAGACCUGCAUUUGGCGUUUUGAUCUUGCAA
Molecule: messenger RNA, 2225 nt
Organism: Tripterygium wilfordii
Lineage: Eukaryota; Viridiplantae; Streptophyta; Magnoliopsida; Celastrales; Celastraceae
Product: ALBINO3-like protein 1, chloroplastic
Exons: 11
Coding region: 111-1763 (550 amino acids)
Biological process (GO): protein localization to chloroplast; thylakoid membrane organization; protein insertion into membrane
Cellular component (GO): chloroplast thylakoid membrane
Molecular function (GO): membrane insertase activity
Source: RefSeq, a predicted model, not a curated record